AUGGCUUCUUCAGAGCUGGUAGAUAUCACCACUGCGUGCUCUCGUCGGGGCUAUCUCACUACUGUUGGUGUCGUGGUGGAUGUUUUGCCACCCUAUCGCACAAAAGGGUCUUCAGCCUGUGUCACAUUCACCCUCAAAGACUGUCAUUUCGAUGGAGCUUCCUGGUAUGGAGGUCUCAAAAUCAAAUACUUCAACGACCGAAUGGACGCUCUUCCCCCAGUUCAACGCAAUGAUGUAGUCUUACUUCGGAACGUUCGAAUCAACAUGUUCAACGAUAAGCCGACCGGGGUUGCUUCUCAGCAUGACACUGUCCCCUGGGCGAUCUUGAGGUCAGACUCGGAUCCCAGCUCAACCCCUGAAAUUUACACAGGCCCUACUCCUUUUUCACUUCAGCCACCGGAGAAGCGAGCCGCAUUGACGCUCCUGGAAGGUGUUGCGACGACCGCACCGGCCACGGUGACACAGCCCGCGCGGAAAGAAGCAGUCCCUCAGCAGCGGUCUCAGGUAGUGCAAGCGUCCAUGACAACCUCACCCCCAAGUCGCGGACUACCCCUUCAGCUCAUCCAAGAUCUGCAGCCGGGGCCUUUUGUCCAAAUUCUCGGCCAAGUCGUCAAAAUGAGCACCCUCGAUAGCGAGAAAUGCUUCCUGCAUCUCACUGAUUACACAUCAAACGAGUCCCUGACGGACAUCAGGAAGGAUGGCGAAGACGAGAUGGGCACUGAAGGGGACAAUUAUGACUAUUUGUCUCGAAAGAGGAAGAAUUGGCCUGGUCCUUGGGGAAAGAUGACCAUACAAGUUGUUCUAUGGGAACCACAUGCUACUUUCGCUCGUGGACAUGUCAAGGAGGGUCAGCUUGUGCUUCUAACAUACACGCGUAUCAAACCCGGGAAUUACAGUGGCCUAGAGGCUGUUGUUCACCAGGAUAAGCGAUAUCCAAACAAAAUUCAUAUCCAGCUUAUCUCGAACGACGAUAAUCGUGCUACAGAACUCAUGGAACGACGAAAGGAAUACUGGAAAAUCCACGGAAAGCCCAGUGAGGAUCCAAAAAAAACUGCGAAAAAGAAGAAAAACGAACAGAAGAAAAAGAAAGAGAAGACAGAGGAGGGCCAAAAGCCGCUGUCUUUGCCCGCACCAGGGAAGAUCAACAAAAGCGUCAAAGCACGGAGCUAUAAUAUCUUUUCCCGCUCGAUAGAUUACAUUCUAUCAGGUGCAUCGCACAUCAAUACAAUUCCCGGGGGUAUCAGCUACCAAUUGCCAUUCCAAAAUGUCUGCUACCGACCUUCUCAAGUCCGCGUGGUUGACUUCUUUCCUCCGAAAUUGGAAGACUUCACGGUACAGGUACCCGUGACAUCUACCGCCGCCGCCGGUGAUGAUGGUCAUGGCCCGACCAGUACUCCACGCAUGGAAUGGGAAUGGCGUUUUUGCCUUCUAGUUGAAGGAACGGAGCCUUUGAUCUCGAAUCAAGCCCGAGCGCAGAUGAAGCUCUUUGUUACAGGUGGUGAAGCUGUGCAUCUGCUGAACCUUGAUCCCGACGAUCUCCGCCGCAAUCGGACUAGGUUGGCAGUGCUUAGAGAAAAGCUAUUCAUUCUCUGGGGCAAUCUUGAAGAGCUCAAGCAACAACAUACCGCAACUGCUGAUACUGACGAGUACUGGACUCCAUAUCAGACAUCCUCAUUGCCUUUCCAAUGCUGUAUCAAAGAAUACGGCGUGCCAUGUACUCAUCCACUCGACCCAGAUGCGAUGGCACUGGAUGGACCUGGCAGUGGCCGACCAGGCUGCACCGUCCCCGACUGCUUUGGGUGGGAAAGACGAUUUGCUAUGUUUGGGACGACAAUCCAUUAA
This is a messenger RNA of Penicillium subrubescens, 1842 nucleotides long. RefSeq lists its product as uncharacterized. Gene Ontology annotation, cellular component: nuclear telomere cap complex; chromosome, telomeric region. The coding region runs from base 1 to 1842 and encodes 613 amino acids. Gene Ontology annotation, biological process: regulation of telomere maintenance via telomerase; telomere capping. The record is from RefSeq and is a predicted model, not a curated record. Lineage: Eukaryota; Fungi; Ascomycota; Eurotiomycetes; Eurotiales; Aspergillaceae. The transcript has 4 exons. Gene Ontology annotation, molecular function: telomerase inhibitor activity; G-rich strand telomeric DNA binding.